Thelazia callipaeda (thelaziosis nematode) is the source of this 978-nucleotide messenger RNA. NCBI's taxonomy places the organism in Eukaryota, Metazoa, Nematoda, Chromadorea, Rhabditida, Thelaziidae. The record is from the annotation of a GenBank genome assembly.
AUGGUUGAAUGCACUUCACGGAAAAAUUUUUUGAUUAUUGGCGUAAUUUUCAUGACUUAUGGCGGACAACGUGGAAAUAUUGCGCUUGGGAGAGAAAAAUGGACAGAGCAAGAUGAAGCACGCAGGAUUCAGCAGGCGGAAGAAAUGGAAUAUGAAAUGGAACAACGAAGUCAGUCUGCUUCAGCUAAACUAUAUGAUAAUGCGCAGCAACAGAGUUAUUAUCACAAUCCAAUCACUGAGUCUUAUCCGCUUAACAAACGAACUUUAUCAGCCACUAAAAUGACCUUUUCACCUAAUAUCGCAUCCAAAAAUAAAGAAAGCAAUGAUUGGGUGAAAAAUUCAAAUUCAAAUCCAAAUUCAAAUAAUCCCAAAGACUUAUUACAACAGGGAAAAGUUGUUACCAAGGAAAUUUUUAUCCAGUUUAAGAUAUUGUCAGUGCAAAAAAACAAAGGACUGAAAAUUUUUGCAGUUGAGGACCAUUGGUGCUAUCACUGCGCCAGUCCACUAAGCACAGUUAGUGGAGGUAUGCGUCGUGCAAUCGAAAAGUUAUUACAAAUCCGUCGUACAGCUUAUCCAGCAAACGUGAGAAAUCCCCGCUGUUCCGAGCCGCGUAAUCUGACUGAUUUAGCAGUAGAACGUUGUCGUCAUCCAUAUUGUCAAACACUUAUUCUGACGGACCAUGGCACAGGUGCUGCAUUUGCUAUACGCGGUUGUGCGGAAACAUUUGGAGGAAUAAAUGAAGAUUUACUUAAAUCCCGAGGGGAUAACACUUGUUUGAGAUUGCACGAUCAAUUAGAUAUACAAGAAUGUAUCUGCAAAAGUCGUAGAUACUGUUAUCCAGGUGCUGAACGACAUUUUUUCGGUGCAUCAGCAUCAGCAUCAGCAUCAGAAGCAUUCAUUGCUUCUGCACCUAUUGAUAAAAUUGUUUUGCUUUUUAUUUACUAUAUAAUAAUUGCUAGUUUCAGUCCUAUUUCGUAG